Molecule: messenger RNA, 2210 nt
Organism: Pundamilia nyererei
Lineage: Eukaryota; Metazoa; Chordata; Actinopteri; Cichliformes; Cichlidae
Gene: prr19
Product: proline rich 19
Exons: 4
Coding region: 289-2136 (615 amino acids)
Source: RefSeq, a predicted model, not a curated record
UCCAACUCGUGGGCUUUCUUGGGCGUUAUCACUGCGUGUAAAAAACGCAACGGCUGCGUGUUGCCGUGCAACGACACAUUCGGUGUGCGAUAAAAUUAAGCGGUUGUUAACGACUUUGAAUGGAAUGCAGCAUGAGCCAUGUGUGUGGCAGGACCUCUAUAAGAAGGAAAAGUCAACAAUUUUCAACAAGAAACAAAAACAACAGAUAAAAAGUGUUGCUUUGCAAAAAGAUUCAGUGCUCUUCCCAGAUAUUCAACCCAUUACAGUAAGGCAAAUGAGGAGAAAAAAAUGAAACGACUGAAGACCCGCAAGGAGAGGAGUCAAAUAAGAGGUGGCUGGAAAGAGAUUUCAAAGAUCAAGUCAAAUCACCAUCAUCAUCACUACCGUCAUUGCCAAAGCAACAUAGACAUGGCACAUUUGCAUAACUGCUGUUGUGCUAGUUGCCAUUGUUCUUCGAGGAGAAAUCCACCAUUUCCAAGUGUUGUGCGCUCUGUGCAGGAGCCCAGUAUCAUCACAGACGGCCGCCUGACAGGACACCAUGGCCUGUUUAACCAUGAGGUGAAGUCUAUUGAUUUUGAACGCUUGCUAAGUGAACAGCCAAAACUGGAGGAACAAAGAAAAGAAAAGAACACUGUAAUUUCAUCUUCAGCAUCGCACAAUUCUGCUUCACUGUCCACUGAUGCUUUGUUGGGAGCUGAUACAGAUGUUGGGAGCUGUGUGCCAUUCAGAAAAAAUACAGACCCUGCUUCAAAAGCCCACACUGACUGCCAAGAGAAGGAAAAGAACAACAUCCAGUUUGAGUCAAAGCAGUCAGAUGUCACAACAGAAGAGAAACCACAACAACAACUCCCUCUUUCAUGUGAAAGUUUUCAAAGCAGCCACUGGUCUAAACACGGCUUCCUCGAUGUACUAACAACAGAAACCAAGUGGGCAUGUGUCAUGUCUGAAAACAGCAGAGAAUCACUGCUGACUCCGGUUGUUGACAGAGACAAUAUUAAGACUUUCAACACAAAUGUAAAGAAACGUGUGAUUUCUACUCUUGUGCAAACCCCAAAGAACCAGGAGCCCCCUGUUCAGCAGAUACAAACUCAUGGUCUCACCUCAAGCCCACUUAAACUCUCCAGUUCAGCCACUACUAACAGCUGUGAGAUACAGGACAGAACACAAGAUCCAGAGUAUGUAACGAAGUUUGUCAGUGCAGUAGCAGGACGUUUGUGUCAACGUUUGAAGCUUCCGUCGAUCAGUAGGAGAAACCUGCUGUCAGAGAGCAGGGAGGUCCUGUUAAACUCUCUGAGGGAAACACAUGGACCGUGGCUUCAAGAGAACCUCCUUAGACUUCAGCAACAUCGUAGCUUUGCUGUGCAUCCCACAAAGAAAGACCAAGAUCAUGAUCAAGAGCCAACCAGGAAAAAUGAAGAGAAUCUCUUUGCCGCAGAUCUCUCUUUUAAUAUGCCAGCAAAUAGCCAUUCCAGCUGGAAGACCAGUCUGCAGCAACACUGCAGUCAAAAACAGGUUACUGAGUGGCUGGCGAGCCCUGCGGAUAUGGCUGACAGUGUUUUGGAUGAUAUCCUCAGACCAAGUCUCUCUCCUCCAUUGUUCAUGAACCUUCAGACCUGUGAAGCUCCAGAAAGCAUUUUGUUUGCUCCUUCUACCACUUUAUGCCAGAGAGAAGUGGCUUCUGUACCUGAGAACUGGCAAGAUGGUUUAAACUGGUCAAAGAGCAAAAAUUCAGCUACAUUUGGUUCUUUUGAAAAUGGCUUCAUGGACCAAUCCAGCUUACUUGGAAAUCAGAGCCUACAGUACUCUGGCAGCAACUCCCAGCCCUCUUUUCCUUACCAAUCGCAGCUGCCAGAUACAUACGCAGGAGAGCCAAUGCACUUUGCCCAGCAGGAAGACCCAUUUGGAACUGAUAUGUACUCUUGUGUUCCCUCUUUUGCUGCCCCAGUUCACCAUCAGAGCAGCCAUUUCCAACCUUCAAACCAGUUCAGUCACGCUUCAGCUUGUUCUCUGAAGUCCCAGCACACUGAUAUUAUGCACUACCCUCCGUCAUUCAUUCUUGAGAGAGACCCUUCACCUUCCCUUUCUGCUUUCCUUAGCCCUGAGCCGUGGUCCUUCCCUCCUAUGAGACUGUACUAAUGUGUGGUAAAGCUCUCCAUACAAGCAUGUGGAUCAAUAUUUCUAUGACUGAUUAAAGUACAAUUCUCCCUUAA